AUCCUCAUCUUUGCUUUUAAUUGUGCAUUUGGAAAGCCAUAUUACUUUAAGUAAAGGAGACAUUCCUCAGAUGAUUAUCUUAUGAAAGAAAUGUGUACGGAGACAUGUGUAAUUAUACGAAUCUUUGAAAUGUAUUUACAAUAUUAUCUUAUUUUGAGGAACUUCCUGUAACUCACACCUUGAAGGCUUGUUUACACCGUACAUGAUAGACGAACGCUAUCUGCAACAUAUUGAUGUCAGUAUCAAAGAGUCGCUGCUUGAGGAAAUUCUUGCAUUGUACAAAUUGAGUAAUGUUCCCCACAGAGAGUGGCCAGAUAUCCCAAGGCAAAAGGAUCGUAAAGUUCCAAAACAGGUCAGUGAAAGAAUAUUUCGAGCCUGUCCGAUUGUAAAAGGCGUUGGAUAUAGAUUCAACACACUAUAAAUUGUGGUCGAAGAAAAAACAUCGAAGGAGAGUGUAUGUAGUCUCGAGAAAUUUCUCCGGCAAAUGAAAAUAGAUAAAUAUGUUAUUGAAAGAAUUUUCGAGUGUAGGAUCCGAAAUUUAUGUCGAUAACCUUACCACAUCGGGUAGUCUUGGAGGCUUUGCUACUAUGAAAACCACAUCUGAAACGAGGUCGUCAUGUGUUCUCUUGUCAAAACAUGUGGCUGCUGCAGGGAAAGGCAAAGAAGGACGAGAUGGCAAAUUAGUUGCUAAAGAAGGCGAUCGCUUACUUGGCUAUGUUAUACAAGAUACUGUAAAAGAGAGAGGCUAUGAUAUUGCUGCUGAAAGACUGGAUGUGGACAUCACAACAUGCGACACCGUGUUGAAAAAUUCUAAGGGAAAGACAAUGAAAGGAUCUUCAAAAGGCAAAGAAACAUUAAAAGGAAGUCUGCGCGGCCGUAAAGUCCAUUUAUGGGGUGCUAAAUCAAAGCCAGGUAAAGGUGUAGUUACAAUUCCUUAUUAUAUAAUGGAAGGAAUGGAUGAACAUUAUAUACAAGUGGAGAACCUUCAUGGAGAACAUAAAAGAUUUGCAGAACCAGGUGACAGCGUUGCUAUCGCAUGUGCAGACGACCCUUUCCAAGCGUCCGUCUAUCCGGUGUCCAUGAAUAUGGGAAUACUUAACCACAAAGAGAUUGAAGAGGAUAACAAGAGAGACAUCAAAACAAAACGAGGAAAAUAUCUAACAGCGCCACUUUCUGCAGGCCUCGAACAAUUAGGAACCAGGACUGGAUGCACAUUUGAUUUAACUACAGAGUGAAAACUAUAAAGUUUUC
Messenger RNA from Mercenaria mercenaria, 1251 nucleotides. RefSeq lists its product as uncharacterized. NCBI's taxonomy places the organism in Eukaryota, Metazoa, Mollusca, Bivalvia, Venerida, Veneridae. Bases 501 to 1235 code for a protein of 244 amino acids. The record is from RefSeq and is a predicted model, not a curated record. The transcript is spliced from 2 exons.